Molecule: messenger RNA, 2128 nt
Organism: Equus caballus (horse)
Lineage: Eukaryota; Metazoa; Chordata; Mammalia; Perissodactyla; Equidae
Gene: MCAT
Product: malonyl-CoA-acyl carrier protein transacylase
Molecular function (GO): transferase activity
Source: RefSeq, a predicted model, not a curated record
GCCCCGGUCGCCGCGGUAACGCGCGGGGUUCGCGUGUCCUCGCCAUGAACGUCCGGGUGGCGCGGGCUGCGUGGGCCCGGGGCUGCGGCGCCUCGAGCUUCCCGCGGCCCCCGCCGGGCGCGGUGGACGUGGCGGAGCUGCUGCGCGAUGCGGCGGUGGAGGAACCGCGGGCGGCGGCGGCGCGGCGGCUGCCGGGCCAGUGCUCCGUGCUGCUCUUCCCGGGCCAGGGCAGCCAGGUGGUGGGCAUGGGCCGCGGGCUGCUGCGCUACCCGCGCGUCCGCGAGCUCUACGCCGCCGCCCGCCGCGUGCUGGGCUACGACCUGCUGGAGCUGAGCCUGCGCGGGCCGCAGGAGGCCCUGGACCGCACCGCGCACUGCCAGCCCGCCGUCUUCGUGGCCUCGCUGGCCGCCGUCGAGAAGCUGCAUCACCUGCAGCCCGCGGUUAUUGAGAACUGUGUUGCUGCUGCUGGAUUCAGUGUGGGAGAAUUUGCAGCCCUAGUGUUUGCCGGAGCCAUGGAAUUUUCUGAAGGUCUGUAUGCAGUGAAAGUCCGAGCCGAGGCCAUGCAGGAAGCCUCGGAAGCUGCCCCCAGUGGGAUGCUGUCUGUCCUCGGUCGGCCUCAGUCCAAGUUCUCCUUCGCCUGCUUGGAAGCCCGGGAGCACUGCAAGGCUGCGGGCAUAGAGAGCCCCGUGUGCGAGGUGGCCAACUACCUCUUUCCCGACUGCAGGGUGAUUUCAGGACACCUGGAGGCUCUGCAGUUUCUCCAGAAGAAUUCCUCUAAGUAUCACUUCAGACGCACCAAGAUGUUGCCGGUGAGCGGUGCCUUCCAUACCCGCCUCAUGGAGCCAGCCGUGGAGCCCCUGGCGCAAGUUUUAAAGGCAAUUGAUGUCAAGAAGCCUCUGGUUUCCGUCCACUCAAACGUCAAUGGGAACAAAUACAUGCAUCCGAAACACAUCCAGAAAUUGCUGGUCCAGCAGGUGGUCUCCCCGGUGAAGUGGGAGCAGACGAUGCAUGCCAUAUACGAGAGGAGGAAAGGCACCGAGUUCCCCAGGACGUUUGAGGUGGGACCUGGGAAGCAGCUGGGAACCAUCCUGAAGAACUGUAACCUGCAGGCCUGGAAGGCCUACAGCCCCGUGGAAGCGAUGGAGGCUGAGGACACGGACCAGGACCUGUAGGCGCCCCCUGGUGGCCACGGGGUGGGGGUGGCUCAAGUGGAGGCUCCGGUGGGCGGAGCACGGCCUGUCCUCCCCCAGGAGGUGGCUCUGCCCUGUGCCUUCUCUGCCUUCCUGUCUAGCCGCCUCUGAGUGAUUGGGAGGGACUGUUUGCAAAGUGCUUGGAAUGCCACAUAAAAAGCACUAAAUAUGAGUAUUUCUUCACAUGACACUGUCCAUUUUUCCCCCUUGAAACGCGUUUGAAUUCUGGGGAUAAGGAUGCAGCGGUGCCGGGCUGGUGAUGUGGAGAGCCUGAGUUCCUGCUCCGCCACGUGGGCAGAGCAGAGCACCUGCCAGCUCAGGUGGCGCCUCUAAGAUGGGCCGAACCAGCCGCCUGGUGGGUACGUGCUGAGGCCCUUGGGGGCUUGGCCUGUUGCCAUGAUGCCCUUUCUUGUGGGUGCUGUGGGCAUACUGGCGUGGCCACAAGGCAGGCCAGUACCAGAGGCUCCUCCGCUGCUCCGGGAGCCUCUGGCCACCACACCAGAAUCUUAGCUCCUUUGUCACGAAAUCCAAAGGGCUUUAGGACCCAGUUGGCCUUGGCAGCCAUUCUCGUGCGUGCACACACACCCCCCAACACACUCAGCUGUUGGGAGACCCAGCCCCACAUUGGUUUACUUACCCAGGAGUAUUGAGUGCCUGCUGUGUGCCAGGGAGUGAGUGACCUCUGCCCUGGUGGGGAAGAGUGUCCUUUAUUUAGCAAGCUGGAUGGGACAUGGGAAGGGCGGCUGAGGGCCUUGCUUCCUCCCACACCCCCAAGUCACCCCUCAGACAGUGACUACUGAGUGCCUGCUUUGUGCCCACAACCUGGUCUGGCCAGGCCCACCCUCAUGGAGCCAUCUCUGCCGCUCCACCCCAGGAGCACACGCAGGCUCUCUACAAAUGCAACUCUUUGCAUUAAUAUUAAAUGGGAGGAAUGCUAA